GUUGUGCCCUGGAGUAAGGUUAUUGAAAAUGACACUUCAUCUGUCUGCAGUGAAAAGCAUUUUGUUAUUGGUAUUCUCUUCUGUAUCUGGCCAACAACCCAAGCAAGUCGUACUUGGACAUCCAGUCACUCUUUAUUGUGAUGGAAAAGCUAGGUCAUAUGAUGAGUUUGAAAUCACAUGGAAAACCCCAUAUCAGUUGGUGGCUAAAUUCUCUAAAGGACAUUUCAGCUAUGGCCCUGGUUUUGAAAAUAGAGCACGUUUUGACAAUGUUCACAGUAAAGGAGGAUUAUCUCUUCACAUCAAUCCCACUGUCUUCAGUGACACUGAUAUAUACAGUUGUUUCUCUGGGGCAGACUUGAUAAGGACAUGGAACUUGGUAGUGACUGUGUCACCAACUAAAGAAGUAAACAUAAUUGAGAGAGGCACAGUUACUUUGCCUUGCUAUAGCCUCAUCGACAGACAGCUGGCUAAUGACAAAUUCAGCGUCCAGUGGAGGAAAGAUGGAAAAGUGCUGCUGAACCUAACCGAAGGAACAACACAUCAUUACCCAGACUUUGAUUACAGGGCAAAUAUUUUUCUGGAUGAGAUUCGCAAGGGAGACUUCUCUUUGGUCAUAAAAAACAUUGAAAUGACUGAUGAAGGAAACUAUGAAUGUUUUACUAAAAAUGACAUAGGACAUAUUUUGAGUUCUGUUAAAGUCCAUGUGAUUAAAGGUGUAGACCAUGGUGAACGUCGACGUGUGUUGCAUAAUACAGGAGAUUCUUUCACCUUUUAUGUGUCUAACGAUGUUGAAAUCCAAUUCCUCACAGAAAAAAUAGGUGUUAAAAAAACGGUUUGCAAAAUUAGAGAGACUGGUGCAGUGUGUCACGAGUAUGUACAGGAACGUAUUUCCAUACAACAUGGGUAUUUAACUCUGAAAGAUUUGACCAAGAACGAUGAAGGUACCUACAGAGUAGUGUACACCAAAGACAAUAUCAUGACAGAGAUUGUUCUUGAAGUGAGGCGACUUCCCUUGAUAGGAUUAAUCCUGAUCACUAUGCUAUGCAUACUGCUGGUAUUUUUUCUGCUUAGUUUCUUACUUAUAAGAAAGAAGAAGAAGCAGAAGUGCAGAAGUACUCCACUGAUGUCAUGAAAUGGAUUACUAUGAAAAUAAAAUUUAUGAAAAUAAA
Messenger RNA from Alosa sapidissima (American shad), 1169 nucleotides. RefSeq lists its product as uncharacterized. The record is from RefSeq and is a predicted model, not a curated record. Gene Ontology annotation, biological process: cell surface receptor signaling pathway; cellular response to lipopolysaccharide; positive regulation of T cell proliferation. The transcript is spliced from 6 exons. Bases 29 to 1132 code for a protein of 367 amino acids. Gene Ontology annotation, cellular component: external side of plasma membrane. NCBI's taxonomy places the organism in Eukaryota, Metazoa, Chordata, Actinopteri, Clupeiformes, Clupeidae.